AUGAAGUCGCUCGCUGGCGCCGUCGCGCUCAUGUUGGGCAUCCUUGCCCCGACCAUCACGGCCGCGCCCCCUGCCACUCUAGCUCAGAGGGAUCUUCUCACCCCUCUCGAGGGCAGGCAGGACGCGGCAGGUCUGCCGAGCUGCAACACGCCGUCUAACCGGGCCUGCUGGACAACAGGGUUUGACAUCAACACGGACUAUGAACUGAAGACCCCCACCACGAAUGUCACUCGGAAGUACACCCUGGUGCUGACCGAGGCUACCAACUGGAAGGGCCCAGACGGUUUCGUCAAGGAAAGGGUGAUGCUGGUCAACAGUCCGACCAUCUUCGCUGACUGGGGCGACAAUCUUGAAAUCACGGUCAUCAACAACCUUCAGACCAACGGCACCUCGAUCCACUGGCACGGCCUGCGCCAACUCAACAACAACCUGAACGACGGUGUCAACGGCGUCACCGAGUGUCCCAUCCCGCCCAAGGGCGGAAAGAAGCUGUACAGGUUCCGGGCGGUGCAGUACGGCACCACCUGGUACCACUCGCACUUCUCGGCCCAGUACGGCAACGGCGUGGUCGGCGGGAUCCAGAUCAACGGGCCGGCGUCGCUGCCGUACGACAUCGACCUGGGCGUGUUCCCCAUCACGGACUGGUACAACCUGACGGCGGACCAGCUGGUGCUCUACACCCAGAACAACGGCCCGCCGUUCAGCGACAACGUGCUCUUCAACGGAACCGCCGUGCACCCCUUCACGGGCGAGGGCAAGUACGCCAACGUGACGCUGACGCCGGGCAAGCGGCACCGGCUGCGGCUGAUCAACACGUCGGUCGAGAACCACUUCCAGGUCUCGCUCGUCAACCACACCAUGACCAUCAUCGCGGCCGACCUGGUGCCCGUCAACGCGCUGACGGUCGACAGCCUGUUCCUGGGCGUCGGCCAGCGGUACGACGUGACCAUCGACGCGUCGCGCACCCCGGGCAACUACUGGUUCAACGUGACGUACGGCGGCUCCAACCUGUGCGGCGGCUCCAACAACAAGUUCCCGGCCGCCAUCUUCCACUACGCCGGCGCCCCCGGCGGCCUGCCCACCGACCCGGGCGUCGCCCCCGUCGACCACAACUGCCUCGACAAUAUGGACCUGACCCCCGUCGUCAAGCGCAGCGUCCCGGCCAACAGCUUCGUCAAGAAGCCCGAGAACACGCUCGACGUCCACCUCGACACCACCGGCACCCCGCUGUUCGUCUGGAAGGUCAACGGCAGCGCCAUCAACAUCGACUGGAACAACCCCGUCGACGACUACGUCAUGAAGGGCAACUUGUCCUUCCCGACCGCCGAUAACAUUGUCGAGGUCGACGCGGCUGACCAGUGGACGUACUGGCUCAUCGAGAACGACCCGGAAGCCGUCAUCAGCCUGCCGCACCCGAUGCACCUCCACGGCCACGACUUCCUCGUGCUGGGCAAGUCCCCCGUCUCCCCACCCGGCGCGCAGGUGGCCUACACGUUCGACCCGAGCACGGACCUGGCGCGGCUGGUGGGGACCAACCCGGUGCGGCGGGACGUGACGAUGCUGCCGGCCAAGGGGUGGCUGCUGCUGGCGUUCAAGACGGACAACCCGGGCGCCUGGCUGCUGCACUGCCACAUCGCGUGGCACGUGUCGGGCGGGCUGAGCGUGGUGUUCCUGGAGCGCGCGAGCGACCUGCGCGCGCAGCUCAACGGCGCCGCCGCCGCCGCCGACAAGGCCGAGUUCGAGCGCGUCUGCGCCGCCUGGCGCGACUACUACCCCGCCAACGACCCGUUCCACAAGGUCGACUCCGGGUUGAAGCAGCGGUUUGUGGAGGUCAGCGAGUGGUUGAUUCGUUGA
Messenger RNA from Thermothielavioides terrestris NRRL 8126, 1854 nucleotides. It is a transcript of the gene lcc1, whose product is annotated as benzenediol:oxygen oxidoreductase. The transcript has 6 exons. The record is from RefSeq and is a predicted model, not a curated record. Lineage: Eukaryota; Fungi; Ascomycota; Sordariomycetes; Sordariales; Chaetomiaceae. Bases 1 to 1854 code for a protein of 617 amino acids. Gene Ontology annotation, molecular function: copper ion binding; oxidoreductase activity.